AUGUUAAAAAUAAUUAUUUUUUAUUUUUGUAUUUUUUAUUUUUCUAUUGGUGAGAUUGUGGAGAAUAGUGUAUUCAACUGUCCAAAUAAUGGAGAGCCUAAAAGGGAUAUAGACAGUGGGGAACUUAUUCAAUGCCUGCCUGGUUUGUUUAUUAUUGUUGAAUUUUACUAUAACCUUAAGCUGUUCUGAUUUUUUGUUCUGAUGUGUUCUGAUUUUUUGUUUUGAUUUUUGUUCUGAUUUUACUUCUGAUUUUUUUUCAUAAUUUUUGUUCUGAUUUUUUCUGAUUUUUAUAAUUUUCUGUUCUGAUUUUUUGUUCUGAUUUCUUUCAGAUUUUCGUUCUGAUUUUGCUUCUGAUUUCUUCCGAUUUUCGUUCUGAUUUUCUGUUCUGAUUUUUUCUGAUUUGUACCGAUUUCUUCUGAUCUUAUACUGACAUUGUUCUGAUUUUUCUGAUUUUAUUCUGAUUAUCUUCUGAUACAUGUUCUGAUUUUUGUUCUGAUUUAGUCUUCUGAUUUUUUACUCUGUUUGUUCUGAUUUCUUCCGAUUUCUUCUGAUUUUGUUCUGACCUUGUUCUGAUUUUUUCUGGGUUGUUCUGAUAUUUGUUCUGAUUUGGGUUUUGUUCUGAUUUAUUCACUAAUUUUUAAAAAAGGUUGGUCAUCUGAAGCCACUUGUGGGCCAAACUACUCCUGCUUCUUUUCCGGAUUUAAUUAUCAAUGUUGUCCAACUGAUGGAAAUGAUGAAUUAAUUAAUUCAAAAUUAAAUAAUAAAGAAAUUAA
This is a messenger RNA of Meloidogyne enterolobii, 773 nucleotides long. Lineage: Eukaryota; Metazoa; Nematoda; Chromadorea; Rhabditida; Meloidogynidae. The record is from the annotation of a GenBank genome assembly.